CCGCCGCCCCUGCUGCUGCUCCUGCUGCUGCUUUAAGAAUAAUAAACUAUGCACCUGUAGGAUUUAUAGCGUUAAUAUAAGACUUUAUACAGCAGCAGCCUGAGCGGCAUCUGUGUGACAGUUUGUGCGUGCGCGCGUGUAUGCGCGCGCGAGAGAGAGCGCGCGAUCACUCGGGAUUUAAGCACGGCGUUUAAACCGGAGAGGUAAACGGUUGUAGUCAUGGAGUACGCCGAUAUUUUGCGGUGAAACGUGUUUUAUUUUUCGGUUUUGAACAUGUAAGGGAAUGUCGCCGAAUUCACGGGGCUGUUCGGUGUUGAGGAAUAAACAGUAAUCAGUCCGCUUUUGUUCCCAGCCGGUGAAUAUAAACACACAACGGCGGAAGAUGCCUCAUCCCGGCUUUACCUGAAGCUGUCCUUUACACCAAGGUCCUACAAGGAGCUACAUUACUUGGAUUUUCAGCUGCUUAGUCUGUAUUACAUGACUGUAAUGUACAUGAACAGCAAGUAGGAGAUGGAUAGAGGAAGCAUACUGAUGUAAAUUCUGACAUAAUCAGGAUACACUGGCAGGUGUUUUCGAUGUUUCUUUGAAUCAGACCAUAAAAAUUAAAUAAAGAAGCCAGAGGGAAGGAGCUGUUUUGUCAUGGCGACCGAUCCAGGAGAGCCCACCGGCACAGAGGAGUCGUCUGGAGAGAAACCUGAUGGCGAGAAGGAGGAAGAGAAGAAGUGGCAGGCAAACCAGACAACCAGCCAAAAGGAGAGCAGUAUGCCAGAGAGAGAGGCUGGACAUGAGGAAGCCUCGGUAGCCAAAGCAGCAGAAAUUGCAAGAGAAGGAGAAGUCGGCGAGGCACAAGAGCAAACAGCUCAUCCGAAGCGUGAGAACAAACGCUUCUUUCGGAAGAGUGUGGAACUCUGUGAGAAGGAUGAGCUUGUAGAGGAGGACGGCCUUCAUAGCAUUCCUCAUUCUGAGCUCCAUGACUCAGACUCUGUCUUCAGUGCUGGAACUCAUGUAACCGUUGAUGGCAGGCAUGGCCUAGACUUGGGAAAGGGUGUCCCCUCAGUACCCAGGCUUAAGGGAAAGGAACGUGAGUCUGAGCAGGAGGAGGAGGCUGAGAUGAAAGCAGUCGCCACAUCACCUGGUGGCCGCUUCCUUAAAUUCGACAUCGAGCUUGGCCGAGGAGCUUUUAAGACGGUUUAUAAAGGCCUGGAUACAGAGACGUGGGUGGAAGUGGCUUGGUGUGAACUACAGGAUGGGAAGCUGACCAAGGCUGAGCAGCAGCGCUUCAAAGAGGAAGCCGAGAUGUUAAAAGGCCUACAGCAUCCCAACAUCGUUCGCUUUUACGACUUCUGGGAGUCGACUCUCCGAGGAAAGAAGUGCAUAGUCCUCGUCACAGAGCUCAUGACCUCUGGGACACUCAAAACAUACCUUAAGCGCUUUAAGGUUAUGAAGCCGAAGGUGUUGCGCAGCUGGUGCAGACAAAUCCUGAAGGGCCUGCAUUUCUUGCAUACGCGUACACCGCCCAUUGUGCACCGUGACUUAAAGUGCGACAACAUCUUUAUCACUGGUCCCACAGGCUCAGUGAAGAUCGGAGACCUAGGCCUGGCUACGCUCAUGAGAACCUCUUUUGCUAAGAGUGUUAUAGGUACCCCAGAGUUCAUGGCUCCGGAGAUGUAUGAGGAACAUUACGAUGAGUCUGUGGAUGUCUACGCCUUUGGCAUGUGCAUGCUUGAGAUGGCUACAUCUGAGUACCCUUAUUCUGAAUGUCAAAAUGCUGCACAGAUCUACCGCAAGGUCACCAGUGGAAUCAAGCCUGCCAGUUUUGAUAAAGUGAAUGAUCCAGAAAUUAAGGAAAUCAUUGAGGGCUGCAUUCGGCAGAACCGAGGCGAGCGACUUUCCAUUAAGGACCUGCUGAACCAUGCUUUCUUUGGCGAGGAUACUGGUGUGCGAGUAGAGUUGGCAGAAGAAGACACGGGCAGUCAGGAUUGUCUGGCUCUGCGUAUUUGGGUGGAAGAGCCUAAAAAACUGAAGGGCAAGCACAAGGACAAUGAGGCCAUCGAGUUUAGCUACAACCUGGAGAUUGACAGUGCAGAGGAAGUGGCAUUAGAGAUGGUCAAGUCUGGGUUUUUUCACGAGAGUGACGCAAAGGUUGUGGGAAAGUCCAUUAGAGACAGAAUAACUCAAAUUAAAAAGUUUCGCGCAGCACGACAACAACGAACCCUAGAGGAGAGGAGAGACUCUUGCCUGGCUUCUGCGGGCUUCACCACCAGUUUUACAUCAUUUCCUUCUUCCAUUGGUCCUGGGACUUCUGCUCUUCCUACUGCUACCUCUGUGGGGGCCACUGGGGGGCACAGGGAGGGAGAAGAUCUGACAGAGAAACACACUCGACAGAAGGUUCCCAUCAGCAACACACAAGGCCCCAUAGAAAUAGAGAAGCACUCUGCAGUCUGUGGAGAAUCAUUUGUAGCUGCACAGAGUCAACCCUAUUCAUUGGCGGGAGACUCUGGAAUCUCAAUUGCUAACACUCAGACCAGCUUUCCCACUGGGACCCCUUCACUGCCCCCAUAUCCCACAGACAUAACACAAACUGCACUUCCCCAGACAGGAGAGACGCGUGCUUCACUCAUAAAAACACAGUCAUACAUAACCCCUGUUACACCCCAGGCCUCCAUUGGCAUUCUCUCUGCAGAGCCCAUAGGAUCAUCCUUGAGCAGCCUGAUGCCACAGACUAAACAAAGGCAGCACAAUGUUGCACCUUUGCCACAGACUGAAAUUUUGCACCAACAAAUUGCAGUUCAGCCACAACACCAGGUAGUGUUAGACCUGCAGACUGCAUUGCUGCAACAACAGCAACAAUCACCAAUGUCACAACAACAAGUAGUGUUAGAUCUCCAGACUACAUUGCUGCAGAAACCACCACCACUGUCACAACAACAACAGGCAGGUACAUUACAACAGAUUGAACAAAUUCAAAAGCAAAGCAUGUUAUUGCAACAGCCUCCAAUUUCAGCUGGGAUACCACCCCAGCAGAUAGAGAAUCCACAGUUAGUUUUAAAGGAGCAGCAGGUGCAGUCAACUGUAUUGCAGCAGCAAUAUAUACCACAGCUUCUACAACAGACCUUGGGGCACCCUCAACAGAUAGACUCACAGCAACAGGUAUAUGUACCACAGCAACCUGUAAUUCAACAGCAGGCUCAACAGAAAGCAUCUAUUCAGCAACUCUCAAUAGACCAGCAGCCAAAGGAACCACAGUUGCUGUUGCAACAACACCAUCCUCAGUUAUUUGUGCCAAGUCAGGCAGAACUACAAAAGUCAGCCAUGAUGCAGUCAACUCCUCAGCAGUUACCACUUGCAGAGCAACAACAAGCAGUUCAUGGUUUACAGCUAUUGGAACAGCAGAAUAUCUAUUCACAACAACAAGUAGAGCAGCAAGAACUCCAACUUCAAAACCAACAGCAAGUUUCUGCAGUGACAACGCAUAUUGAGAAACAUGGUCCACAAUUGCUUCAGCAAAUACAACAACAGCAGGCAAUUUUACAACAGGCAGGUGAGCAGCAGCAGCAGCGACAGGCUCUAUUGCAGCAGCACUUGGAGCAACAAGAAGCUCUGUUUCUACAACAACAAAUCUUAUUACACCAGCAACAAUUUGAACGUCAGUCUUUAUUACAACAACAUCAACCACAGUUGGAACAACAAAAUAUACUAAUACCACAACAACAGACUCAACAACAGCCACGACAGAUAGAACAAGAAACUUUAUUGCAAAAGCAGUUAGAACAGCAGCAAAAGCAAGCUAUUUUACAGCAACAACAAGUGCAACUUCUGCAACAGCAGUUGGAACAGAAUCAACUUCUUUUGCAAAAACAGCACCAAAUGGAAGGUUUACUACAGCAGCACCAGCAGCAGCCUGUACUGCAUAUUUCCCCAUCGCAAAUUACACAACCACAAAUGCAGCAACAGCCAGAGCAACAAGCUUUUCAGACACAGGUUGACCAACAGCAGAAUAUGUUAGUACAACAACAGAUCCAACAGCAGUUUCUUGUACAACAUCAAAAGAAAAAUACAGAACCUCAGCAAGUACAAGCCAAUCUGCAUGAGGAAAAGGAAAAUCUUCAACAGCAAGCUUUUUUCCCACAAGGGCAAACUUUGGGCCAGCAAGCUGUUACUCUUGAGACUGUUCAGCAGCAGUAUGCUAUAAUCGAACAACAUCAGGAUCUGCAGCCGCAUAAACAGCAAGCUGUAUGUUUACAACCACAAAAUCAGUUGAACCAAUCAGUACCUCUUGGGCAACAUUACAGUGGACAACAGCAAACUCUUUCUCUCGAGUCUUUUAAGCAGCAGCAGCAGGGUCUGCUCAGUCAACAGCAGGAUCAACAGCUUCAACAUCAAGCUUUGUUUUUACAACAGGCAAGCCAACAAGGAUCCCUUGGGCAAAAUCAUAGCGGACAACUGCAAGCUCUAACACUUGACUCUGUUCAGCAGGGUCUACUUAAGCAGCAGCAAGAUCAGCAGCAUCUUCAUCACCAUGCUUUGUUUUUACAACAGCAGUCAAACCAACAUGUAGGCCCUGGGCAACAUCACAGUGGACAACAGCAGGCUGUUCCUCUUGAGAUUGUUCAGCAGCAACAACAAAAUCUGCUCAGGCAACAGCAGGACCAGCAGCAUCUUCAACAGCAAGCUUCAUUCUUACAGCAUAAACAACAGCUGAACCAACAAGUAGGCACUGGGCAGCAACACAGUAACCAACAGCAGUCUCUAGGUCUUGAAGCUGUUCAGCAGCAUCAGAUUCUACUUCAGCAUGAGCAGCAGCAGCAAGCCUUGUUAUUACAACAGCCGCUUCAGUCUCACCAAUGUAUUACCCAGCACAAAGUAGACCAACACCAACAAGAAUUUUCUCAGCAGCAAAAUGUUCCCUGUGGCCAGCAAGAUGUUGUGGAGUCACAAGUAACAAUAGUUUCUCAGACAGCACCACAAAUGGCUCCCUCCCAAAUUUCAAGCCAAUUACAAACCCUGGUACAGAUUGACCAGCAUGCACUGCCUCUGUCAGCACCUCAAAAUCAAGGGCUAUUUCAACAGAAACAAGGUGACCUUAUGCAAAUUCAAGGUCAAAUUCCUUUACAGACCCAAAGUCAAUCAGAACCACAAUCACUAGCACAGCCUAAUCCCAUCCAAGUGAAAAGCCCUUAUGCAAUCCCUUGUCCAAUGCAGAGGCAAGAUUCUACACAGCCACAAGUACAGACCGAGACAUAUGUCUCAAAUGAGGCACAGGCUCAAAUGAUCAUACAGGGACAGAAUCUUUCAGCUCAUCUCAUGCCACAUCAAACUCCUGUCCUUUGUCAGGUUCCACAAAUGCCACCACCAACUCAAAUAACCAACCAAAUUCAGUCUCAAGUUCAGGCACCUUCUGCCUUGCUCUCAAUGCAGUAUCUUCAAACUGCACAACUCGGUCAGCACACCAUGCAGCCAGUGCAGGUUGACUUUACACAAUGUACAAAACAGCAACAGCAGUAUCAGCAAAUGGUGCUGUCUCCAGUAACAGUGGAAAGUACCACUGCUGUAUCAUCGGCGACCAUGGGUGCUGCUACAAUCACUCAGCAAUACUUACAGCAGACAGGCCAGGCUCAAAAUCAAAUCCAAGCACAGACACAGUCUACCCUACAGGGACAGCAACAGCCAGGUGGCAUCACAACCAUUCAGACAGUCAUGCAGCCCAUGCCCCUUAUGCAACCUCAAACUUCUCAACAUUACGAACAGCAAAUGCAACAAGUACAGCAACAGCCAAUACAGCUGCAGGUUCAAGCCCAGAGUUUGUCAUCUAUUCAGCAGCCUCCACAAGCCCACCAAACUGCUUUGGCACUUGAUCUCAAUCACCAGUCAUCUCCUCUGUCAUCUGCUUUGCAAGCUGUGGUCCCAUCACACGAUUUACCAAGGCAACCCUGUCAGGCAAAAGUUCAGACUACUCCACUUUACAGUAAUGUACCAGGCCUACCACCUUCCCCACAACACAAGCCUCAAUCCAUAUUGCUUGCUCAUAUGCACAGCCAGAGUUGCACUCAGACACAGACACAUACUCACCUGCAGACACAUGGUCAAUCACAGGAUCACUCAAACGCAGACACAUACACUGAUACUGUAGGUACGUCCGUGCAGCCACUGUACCCCCAAGUUCCCCUGCAACCCACCCAAAUACCAUCCAGUCCAUCUCAUGCCUCCCUCAACACUACAAACUUAUCAGGCUCCCAGCUUGCCCCCACUACAGCAGCGAUCCCAGUGUCAGAUGAGGCACAACUAAGCCACUCUGGGCUAACUGAUAUAGUUCCAACUUUCCUUCCUUCUAUCAGUGCUUCACAGCUACCUGCUCCUAAUGCCACUGCCCUUCCCCAAAACUUGCUGGCAGACUGUGACCCUGCAUUACCAGGCCUUACACAGGGGAGCCCAAACCAAUCUGCCAACAGACAUUCUUUAGUAAGUUCGGCUCUAUCCAGUAGAGAGGAAUCUCCAAUCCCCUUCGUUAAUGGUAAGCUGGAGAAAAUAAAGACUCAGCGGAGGUCUUCAUACCAACGUCCUGAGAGAACCACUCACUUUCAGCUAAGCAUGCUACAGGUGUCAAACACUGGAGACAACAUGGUGGAGUGCCAGCUUGAAACCCACAGUAACAAGAUGGUCACAUUUAAGUUUGACAUUGAGGAAGAUGCACCUGAAGAUAUAGCAGAUUACAUGGUGGAAGAGGACUUUGUCCUCGAAUCAGAGAAAGAAAAAUUUGUAGAAGACCUGAGGGCUAUAGUGAAGAAAGCCCAGGAGAUCUUUAGCACUCAGUCAAAGACUGGAUCCACAGAGCAGCUGCAUGUAAGCACACCAUCAAGUUCAACAGUAGACUCUGCCCCUCAGUCUUCUCCAGUGGGUCGUUGGCGAUUUUUUAUCAAUCAGACCAUUCGCCAUCGUGACUCCCAGUCCAACCGUGAAGCCUCCUCUCCUCCACCAGCAGGAGAGAGCCAGUGCCAGAUUGAGCAAGCAUCCAACCAUGAGGAUUCACAGGUGUCAGACUCCCUGUCUGGAGCACAUUUUUCUCCAUGUUCCCCACUUCUAAUGUCCUCUGAUCCUUCCUCUGCUAUCUCUGUCCAAGCCUCAGUACCUGCUGUCUCUAUCCCUGGUACAGCUACGUUGGACUCUACCAGCUCUACUACAUCAAUACUUCACAUGUCCACUGGAGAUGCAGUCACUCAAGACAUAGCAGCUAUCACCCAGCAAGCUUUGGUGAAGGGAUCCACAACCAACCAAGCAUCUUCUGUUAAGGAUGCAGCCUUUCCUGUGGCUGAUCAUGGCCAUACCUUUGCACCUAGCAAAGUUAUGUGCACAGAAUCCAGUAGUGGCUUUGGUUCUGAAGAUACUGCUGCUGAAGUGCAGAGCAUUCCUGGAGAUCAAAUACCACUCUCUGUCAGUUUUACUCAAAACCCCCUGUCAUCUUCUAUUUUAAAUCAUGGAGAACAAGUGCAGCAACUGCAGCAGUUACCCCAAGUUUCAACAACACUGGAACCUGAGAGACCCCAGCAAGUCCUACAAUCCCAACCACCAGAAGCCUAUUCGAUAAAGCUUCCAAAAGACAACAAUGAUCAGAUUCAGCAGCAGCUUCUGAUACAGCAACAACAGCUGCUACAGACCAAGCCAAUAGCAAUGGUGUCUCAGUUCCCAACCCGUGACACACUAUCUUCAGGUGCAGAACAAAACACACAGUCUUGUCAAGCUGAGUAUCCAGCAUCUCAUUUCCAUCUAGUGCAACAAUCAAUUGUACAGCAAAUGCCAUACCAACAGGGACAGUCUGAACUACCACUGCAACCAUUAAGCCAGCAGAAGGUCCAUGUACAGUCAAUUGCCAGUCUGGAACAGAGACAGCUGUGCGGUACAGUGGAGCAGCAGGAAGUCCCAGUGCAGCAGGAACCAGUGCUGCAUUCUGAAGCAGUGACCAAACAAUCACAGCAAAAAAUAGAAACACAAGACUCUCUUCUGCAUAGAGCACAGACUCAGUCUUUGAUCUUAAAUCAGGUCCUUCCUGAGGAUGCACAGUCUAAGCUAGAGCAGGUUCCUCAACCUGCUUCCCUGCUUGCACAAAACCAGCUUUCUAUUCACCAAUUAGAAUCAGAGCUCCCAACCGGACAGGUCACUGCCGCAGAUGACACUUUCAGCCAGUCUGCUCCUGUACAACCAUUGUCUGAUACCUCUCUCCCACCUCUCUCACUCUCAGAGACAGCUUUGCCAGCUCUGGCUCACGUCCUCUCCCCUUCCCCUGCUCAGCCUUCUUCAGUAGCUGAAUCAGACAGUGAGGGCCCCCCAAAAAUUGAGUUUGUUGACAACCGUAUAAAAACACUGGAUGAGAAGCUGAGGAAUCUGCUCUAUCAGGAGCAUGGUAGCAGUGGGGCCUCCAUUUCCACUCACACAACUGACAUGGCCUCCUCCUCAGCUAUAGCUGCCACAUCAACCAGGGCAGAGGAGUCAUCAGAGUCUCAUACAUUUCCACCUGCCACCUUCCCUCUUCCUCCUACCUGCUCUUCAGACACUUCUCCACAUUCUUCCUCCUGCACCACUUCCUCCACCACUUCUCGUUCUUCCUCCACCUCAUCAGACAGAGAAAGGGAGAAAACAGGAGAUGGUUGCACUGCCCAGAUUGCAACUCCCUCUACCGCUGUGGAGCACCAACCUGCCUCAUCCUUCUCCUCCACUUCCCCACCAUGCUCCCUUCUUUCCCAUCCUCAGGAGACUGUGCCUGGACCUUUAUCUCCACCCAGUGAAUCUACAGUCAUUGCUGUUUCCUCCCCCUCUGACAGUGCCACCGUAGAUGUCCUCCAGCCUUCCUUCUCCCAGCCGUCCCUUGCACCAGCAGCCGGACAACAGCAACAGCAGCACAAUGCAGGAGGUGGAUAUUUUGGCCUAAACCUGACUUGUCCUAGUAUCAGAAAUCCUGUUAGCAAGAAAUCCUGGACUCGCAAAUUCAAAAGCUGGGCGUGCAAACUGCGCCACUCCACCAGCUUGUUCAAGAAGCCCAGAGUCCAGCAAGAUGAGAUCUCUAGCAGACAGGUAGUGGACAGAGAGGCAUGCUCAGAUAACCAGCCUUGUUUACACAAAGGACGUUUCCAGGUGACCCCAGUCACCCAGCCUGAGGACCCGACACCUACAGUGAAGGUAGCAUCAAACCACAGAAAUGUUCCCAAGACCGUGGGACGCUUUUCCAUCAUGAAGGCAGAGGAGAAAGAUGAGCCGCUCACAGACAGCUCUCCUGUCUCUCCAGACCUGGAAAAGGAUAGAAGGAAGACAAAAGUUAAAGACGGCGAGAAGGAAGAAAGAACAAUCCCAGUAGGCUACCACCAACCACUACGUAGCCACACACAUUCUCCAACAGGAAGCAGUGAUGAUGAGAGUGAGGUUGAGGAUGAGGACCUGAGGAGGGAGCUGCAGCAACUAAGAGAAAAGCAUAUUAAGGAGGUGGUGUCACUACAGGCACAGCAGAAGCAGGAACUACAGGAGCUCUACAAGCAACUGCGCAGUCUGAAAGAUCACCAUCAGCCUCCGUCGCCUGUGACAUCGCUGGCCAUUUCCCCCCGCCGACCCCGCCCCUCCAAACCCAAACUUCGCACUCGUCCUCAUUCCCACACUGACAAUAAUGGAGUCACACACCAAGGUUCUCUACAGCAAUCCAGCAGUUACUCUGGUGAAGAGCCAAACAGACUACAUUCGUACUGCAAACCUGAAAAAUCAGCUUCACUGGCCUCUAAGACAGCCCAGGUUUUAUCCAAUAGAGAAAGUACCUUCACAGAAAAACUGCACAAACUAGUAGAUGAUUGGACAAUGGAGGCUACUGGACCUACCACCCCCAAACCUUCCCUCAAUCAACUCAAGCAAAUUCAACAAGCACAGGAUUUAGGUGGCUGGAACCAGCUCACUGAGUCUUCACCUGCAGCCUGGUUCCCGACCACUUCCCUAAAUCCCACGAGUGCUCCCGUAUCAGCCAGCAGCACGGGAGGAGGCAACCCCGCUCCUGCCUGCACUCAGCCCUCCAUCUCUUCUACAUCACAGCAGAUCCUCCAUGUUCAGACUUUUCAACCGCUUCAGUAUAGCGAGCCCAGCAUGCCGGUCUCCAGUGUACCCACCUCUCUCACACCCGACACUACUCCUCCUACAGCCGUUCCAGCCCCACAAACCACUAUCACCUCCUCCUCCACAACCGCUUGCUCCUCCACAAAUGCCUGAUUCUUCUUCAAUAGGACAGCAGUACGAAAGGAUGGGGAAGGAGAGUGAAGAUUCCCACUUUGAGAAUGUGAAAGCCAAACAGGAAGUCUGAUUCUUCUUGGUGUGAACAUAUAUAAAGAUUUUAAAUAACUUUUUGACAUUAUCUCUUUUUAUUUUAAUUCAACAGCAGUUCUAAUAUAAUGACUAUUGAAAUGAAAUUUUUUUAAAGUGCAAUUAGUAAUCAAUAUUGGAAUUCAUCCAAUUCUGCACCAGUGUAAUGUGUGUCUGUAUAAAGAAAUCUUUUUCGAGACAGUAAACAUGGCUGUUUACUGUUUAGAUACUAAACAGGAAGUUGCCAUUUUAAGAAAGUAAAGCACAAAGCGUCUUAAUAAACAGCAAGAGCAAUUGCAUGUUCAGCACAGAGCAUGAAGAAAGGUACCUCGGAACCAUGGCCUCAGUCAUGUGACCAACUUAAAUACCAUUUUACAAUGUGAUGCACGGCAUGUUCAAGUUUCCUUCAUUUCACAAAGAAUAAUAUUUGUAUUAAUAAAAUUUGGAUUGUUUUGGUAAUAACAUGAAUAAUCCGAUUUGAAUACUGGAGAAACUUUUUAAAUCGUCCAGUCCAAUAGAAAUUUAAAACAGCACUGAUGGCAGUAUUUCUUAUUUCUUUUAUGCAGACUCUUCAGUAAAGUUCUGCAGGACAGGAGGUUUUAGGAGAAGCCCAGUCUCGUAAUAGUGUGUUUCGCACAAUUUCCUGCAUCUCUCUGAGCACAUUAAACUUUGAGCCUGCGCAUUGUUUUACAAACAAUGUACUCUCAAUAUAACCAUUAUUAGAUAAAAACUAUAAGCAGAUAAUGUAUGUUCCUCAUCAGACUAAAUUUUAUUUAAUUGUAAAGUUGUUUGAUGAGUGAUAUACUUUGUUUGAAACUACCAAGUGAAUUUAAGAACACAAGAUUUGCACUUGACAACGUGUUUUCUUUCUGAGUAGCAUUUAAGUGCAUUCCUCCUUGAGAGUUUAAGGCCAGCCUUAAAAAAAAUAACUGUUUACAUAUAUGUAUAUAAAUUUACCUAUAUCUCAUGCACAACCCAGUGAAUAAAAUUGCAUUAUACGGACACACACAUACAGACAAAACUGACAUUAAGUGUGGGCUUUUUAUCUUGUGCUUGCUUAGUCCACUUUCCCUGGGUUUUGCUUUCACAUUUGUAUUCUUUGUAGACAGACCUUAAAAAUCAGUCAUGUUAUUUAAAAAAUGUUUUAACCAUUGGGGGCUUAUUACUUUGGAGCACAGUGUAUAGGACAGAAGGCUUUUGGUUGAAAAUUAAGAAAAUUGCCUGUAUUUUUCAAAUGUCUGUUAUAAGGAUGAGACAAAAAAAAGAAACCUAAGGACUAGGACAGAAAUAUGUUUUGUAAUGUAACUGUUGACCUUGUGGAUGUUAAGUGGACAUGAAUGUUGCACAAGAUUCUGGAGAUUUUUCGACAGUUCCUGUAAAUCUGUGUCGGUUCUUUGUUUUCUGUGGGACAACCAACAUACUGUAAUUACCAGUAGUGAGUUUGUGCUGUCAAGUCACUAACAUUUUGUCUCAUGCCCUUUUUAUCCUGAAGUGUUACCAAAAUGUAAUCUAAAAGAAAGCAUUAUUUUUGUAUUUUGAACUAGGCUUGUAAAAAAAAACAAAUAGAAGAAAGUAAAAUGUUCUGACUGGUGUUGCAGAAGCUGUGGCUGCCUUUUGGUCGGUCACUUUGGUUCUCAGCUCUGUUGGUGAAGUUCCCCUGCUUCAGUUUCAGAGGUUUCUACAUUUGUUAUUUGUUUACUUUCCUGAAAGUUUUAAGAUGUUUUCAUUGCAAUUCAAUCUUAUUUAUAUGGGAAACCAAAUUGUUCAUUUUUAUGGUUAACCUAAACAGGGAACCCCAAAUUCAUCAAACUGAGCACCAACAAUUAAAGGUUUGUGAUCUAUACUAUGAUUAAAUCUUUAUUGGAGGUAAUUUAGCUUCUGUAAAAUGACAACUAAUGCAACUGUUGAUUUUCUCUGUUUGUAACUAAUCAGAUUAAACGAUGGUGUUCUACUCCAAAA
Molecule: messenger RNA, 12282 nt
Organism: Clarias gariepinus (North African catfish)
Lineage: Eukaryota; Metazoa; Chordata; Actinopteri; Siluriformes; Clariidae
Gene: wnk3
Product: serine/threonine-protein kinase WNK3
Exons: 24
Coding region: 640-10233 (3197 amino acids)
Biological process (GO): monoatomic ion homeostasis; intracellular signal transduction; protein phosphorylation
Cellular component (GO): cytosol; cytoplasm
Molecular function (GO): potassium channel inhibitor activity; chloride channel inhibitor activity; protein serine/threonine kinase activity
Source: RefSeq, a predicted model, not a curated record